ACAAACACACACACACACACACACACACACACACUCUAUCUCUCUAACUAACAAAGCAAAAAUGCAAUACAAAACCGAAACUCGGGGCUCGUUGUCGACCUACAAUAAGGUGAACAACAUGAACGUGUUCCCGUCAGAGACUCUGGCUAGAAUAGAAUCGAUGGCAGCAGAAAACGCGGUGGUCAUAUUCAGCUUGAGCACUUGCUGCAUGUGCCACGUCGUCAAGCGUCUCUUCCGCGGAUUGGGAGUCAGCCCCGCCGUCCACGAGCUCGACCUCCACCCUUAUGGAGCUGAUAUCCACCGAGCUCUCCUUCGUCUCAUCGGCUGUUCAAGCGGCUGCGCUUCCACUUCUCCGGGGGCACUUCCGGUGGUAUUCAUCGGUGGAAAGAUGGUAGGAGCAAUGGAGAGAGUGAUGGCUUCUCAUAUCAACGGCUCACUCGUCCCUCUUCUCAAAGAUGCUGGUGCUCUCUGGCUCUGAUCCCAACCAAAGUCCACCUUCUUCUUCUGCGUCUUUUUUUCUUCCUUUUUUUUCGUUUCUUCUCUUUUUGUUUGUUUGUUUAAAGAACAAAAAAAAAGAGAGUAGGUUAAUCAGUGUUGUCCAAAAAAAAAGUUAAUCAUAGUGUUCAAAUAGAGACAAUGAGGUGAGAAGAGUGGUGCGUCUGUUCUAAGCUUAGCUAAACACUCUUUGUUUAUCUUAACUACACUAAUACUCAGUUUCAAAAAAAACGAAAAAAAAACUACACUAAUAUAUAUUUAGUAAUCUCUGUCUCUAGAAAGCUUUCUUAUCUCCACUUUUACAACUUUGACUGUUAAAUCUUCAAAAAUAAUGGUCACAUUAAGACAAGAGUA
Raphanus sativus (radish) is the source of this 849-nucleotide messenger RNA. RefSeq names its product glutaredoxin-C8. Gene Ontology annotation, cellular component: nucleus; cytoplasm. The record is from RefSeq and is a predicted model, not a curated record. Bases 62 to 478 code for a protein of 138 amino acids. The transcript has a single exon. Gene Ontology annotation, biological process: negative regulation of DNA-templated transcription; anther development. NCBI's taxonomy places the organism in Eukaryota, Viridiplantae, Streptophyta, Magnoliopsida, Brassicales, Brassicaceae.